This is a messenger RNA of Fraxinus pennsylvanica, 636 nucleotides long. NCBI's taxonomy places the organism in Eukaryota, Viridiplantae, Streptophyta, Magnoliopsida, Lamiales, Oleaceae. The record is from the annotation of a GenBank genome assembly.
AUGGCAACUCAAGCCUCCCUCUUCACCCCAGUCCACUCCGCCCCGAAAUCUGGUGGCGACCGGGUUGCGGUGCCGUGGAAGCAAUCCUCACUUGCAUCAUUCAUCAGUCCUAAGCCACUCAAGUCCACCUUGCCAAACCGCUCUAUAAGGGCCAUGGCGGAGGAGGCUCCGGCCACGAAAGAGGCAGUGAAAGAGGCUCCGGUGGGCUUCACCCCGCCGGAAUUGGACCCGAACACCCCAUCACCAAUCUUCGGUGGUAGCACCGGUGGGCUAUUGCGUAAAGCCCAGGUGGAGGAAUUCUAUGUCAUUACAUGGGAAUCACCUAAGGAACAAAUAUUUGAAAUGCCUACUGGUGGUGCCGCCAUAAUGCGGCAGGGCCCGAACCUACUGAAAUUGGCUAGGAAAGAACAGUGUUUGGCUCUUGGGACUAGAUUAAGGUCCAAGUACAAGAUUAAGUACCAAUUUUACAGAGUUUUUCCUAAUGGUGAGGUGCAAUAUUUGCACCCUAAGGAUGGUGUCUACCCCGAGAAGGUGAACCCCGGCCGCCAAGGAGUCGGGCAGAACAUGCGAUCCAUUGGUAAAAAUAUCAGCCCGAUCGAGGUCAAGUUUACAGGUAAGCAAGUGUAUGACAUAUGA